Molecule: messenger RNA, 3130 nt
Organism: Octopus sinensis (East Asian common octopus)
Lineage: Eukaryota; Metazoa; Mollusca; Cephalopoda; Octopoda; Octopodidae
Exons: 3
Coding region: 50-2731 (893 amino acids)
Source: RefSeq, a predicted model, not a curated record
UCUAUCCAGAGACAGAGAUGUUAGCAUACACGGCUUACAGACGAAUAUCAUGAACUGUGGCAGAAACGGUUUUGUCCAAACGUUUGCGAAUGAUGUCCUUAAUUUCUGCAAUAAUGUCCAUGCAGUCGGCAAUGUAGAAGAAAAGGAAAACGAAUCAGGGCAUUGUUCAGCGAGGAUAAACUCAAAAUAUGGAGAUUCAGGCGUUUGUCGAAACCCGACGAACGCAGACGUAUGUGGAAAUUGGAAUAACACAAAUGAUGGAAACUCGGUAAAUUCAAAAUGCAAAAAAUCAGAAGCGAACGGGAGUCAGACAAAAGCAGACGACAAAACCCCAGAAAAAGGAGAUAAGGAAGGAGAAGGGAAACUAGUAAGGAAAAUCCUCAAAGGCAACGGUGAAAUAGAAACAGACCGUCACACCAUUGAAGGUCAUUACGGAAAUAAUGCAGCCAGCGACAGAGCCAACAUCUCUUACAGAAGCAAUUCACAGAUGGAUAGAUUUAAUGGUGACACCAAUAGUGACGUCACCAAUGAUCGAUUUUAUCCCCAAACCCAGGAAGACAAGGAAGCCCGAAUAAGCCGAAAAGAAGGAGGGCAUACGGAAACUGAUAACUGCCGCAGCUCUUUAGCAAAUCUUGGUUCCCUAUGUCAACCAGUUGGUAUUCCACUUAUUUGCAGUGAUGCCAUAAGCAGCUUGCAGACGAAUGUCUUAAAUCAGAUCAGUAAUGACCGUGUCGAAGGGGGUUCAAAUAACGUUUACUCUUUUUGCAAUAAUGUCCCUGCUCUCAUCAGGGCACAAGAUGACGAAACAAAUCAAAGCUCAAACAGGAUGAAUGCAACUAACGGAAACUUGGAUGUAAAUCGAAUUACAUCCAAUUGCGGUAAGUCAAACGACAUUGGGAAGCGGACGAAUUCCAUCUGCGGGAAAUUAGAGGCAGAAGAAAAUCGGGUGGACGCCAGUUGUGGAAACUGGAAUGUAAAUGGAAAAAGAACGAGUGAAUAUUGUGAAAAUAUGCACGUAAGUGGAGAUCAACCGGGAAACGCAGACGUAAGGGAACAUUCUAGAAAUUCGAAUUACGUUUACUCAGAUAUAAGCGGGGAUAGAGUGAAUUUAUAUCACGGAAAAUUAGAAAACGGAGAUAAGGAAGGAGAAGAAAUGUCAAUGAAAAUCCACAAAAGCAACAAUGAUUUAGUUGAAACGGAACCGGAGCGCCAUCCAAGAGAGGUUCCAUUUCCAUGCAAUAUUACAGGAAACGCGAAAGCAAACUUGUCUGAGGUAAACAGCUCAAAGGUGAAUAGCUUCAACGGUUGCAGAGACGUUGUCUCAGAUACUGGCCUCGUCAUUAAAAAUGCAACUAGAGAUGAUCGAUUUUAUCUGAAAACCAUGCCUGGCGAUGAAGAUGAAAGGGAAAAGGAAGUGGAAGUAGAAUACGUGAAAACGUUCAAUAGCAACAGUUCUUUAGCAAAACUAGAGUUAAGAUGUCAGCCCGUUGAUAAUUCAACUCUGGAUUCGCAUACCACAGUACAUAAGUCACAGGAGGCUAGCUUAAGCAACAACAGCAGCAGUGAUAUCGUCGUUGGACGUUCGAAUGUCAGUCGAAAUUCUGGCAGGGCUAUCCCUUUUCUUAACAAUGCGGAAGAUAAUUCACCAAGAAAGUUCUCAAACGGAACUAACCCAAAUUACGGAAACUCAGACGUAAAUGGAAAUUUAACGAAUAGAAAUUACGGAAAUUCGGAAUAUGAAGAUAAGGAUCAAGAAAUAUCUAAGAAAAUCGACAACAGCAACAAUUAUUUAGGUGAAGCGCAACCUAAGCAUAAUCCCACGAAGGUCCCAUUUCUGUGCAAUGCUGCAACAAGCAAGAGGACAGACUUUCCUUACACAAGCAAUUCACUGAUUCACAACUCUCAUGGCUGCACUGAUGUUGUCUCAGAUUAUAACCUCAUUGAGGAAGAUGUGGCCAGAGAUGAUCGAUUUUCUCCUAAAACCCAGGCAAACAAGGAGGCCCGAGGAGGUCAAAAGGAAGGAGAGUAUGUGAAAUCCGACAAGAGCAGAAACAGCUCUUUACCUACAAUAAGUCCUGUUUGCCAGCCCGUGGCUAAUCCACCUGGAUGCAGUGAUGCCAUAAAUUGCUCACAGAGCAGUAAUGAUGCUGUGAAAAAGAGUUCGAAUGACGUUCGUAGUUGCCGCAGUAAUACUCUCUCUGUUCUCGACGAUGCUAACGACGGUGGCUUAAUAGGAGAGAUAUCGAACAGAACGAAUAGAAAUUGCAAAACCAUGGAUGCGGAUGGAAAUCGGACGAAUGUAAAGAACCUCGCUCAAGAUUCAAGUGGAAAGUCGACAAAUGCAAGUUACGGAAUCUCAGACUUAAAUAGGAAUCACGCGAAUACACCGCUAUUCCGGAUUGAAAAUCCCAAUUGCUCCGAUGAUCAGCGUGUACCUGCGGCCAAUGACAAGACAGCCUCCUUCCCGAUCAUCCUCUCAAUCGAUCAGCAAGAAUCUUUCUAUUCUGAUCUCCCACCAAAGAGGCAUUUCAACUACAAAGGGAACUUUAGAUGGAAGAAACCUUUAGAAGAUUGUUCUGUGACUGUGAGGACGAAUUCAGCAGAAACAGCAGCAAUUGUUGAUUCUCCAACAAUGAAUAUUAGAAAGAUUUUACGCAUUGGGCUUUCAAAGCGACAGAAAAUACCUGCACUACAUCCAUAUAUUAAGAGAAGAAGAAUUGAUGAUGAGUGAUGUAUACAAGAGUUCUGUUGUUUAUACUUUAUACUUUUUAUACCUUUUAGCACUUACGUUCAAAGUGUCCAGAUCUGAUCUCUCACACUUAUCCUACCAUGUCAUUCUAAAAGUAAGCAAUCACAUCAUCAAAAUCUUGAAGCUUCAAGCAAUUGCAUGAUUCAUUUAAAGUAAUAUAAAUACAUUCGACAGAGUUACCUGAAUGCUAAAGGGUUAAGGAAAGAGUAGUGGUGAUGGUGGUGGUGAUGGAUUUGUGGAGUAUUUUAGGGUUUUCAGUUUUCUAUAGCCCCAAGAUGACCAUAAUUUGUUAGUGGAUUUGGUAGACAGAAACUGAAAGUCUCCUGUAGUUUAUAAAUAUGUGUGUGCGUGUGUGUGUGUGUGUGAGAGAGAGAGAGAGAG